CGAGGCUCUUCUGGGCGUAUACGAGUUUCAAAGUUUUAGCGUCUCCGACCCGCAGCACAUCAAAGGCUGAAAGAUGGCGACUGGCAAGAAAUGAAAUUGGAAAACGACAGUGUCAGCUCGGAAUGGCAUGGUUUACGGCGGCCGGACUGAGGCUCGAAUGCGAGCCAUGGGAUAUAAAAGAGACCGAAUAUCUAGGUUGAAAGGUUCGAGUGAAAAGUGCACCGGUUUUGUCAAACUUGUCCUCGACAACCAUUCGUUCCUUUAUAUUUUCCUUCUGAAGACAUUCGCUCGUUUUGACAUAUUUUUUGUUUCUCGUCAAAGGGAUAUCAGCAUUCCAUUCACCCUGUUUCGAAACAAUGAUGUUUCUUAAGUCCGUUCUCGCCCUAGCGGUCGCUUCAGUCGCGACUGUCCAGGCGGCCCCGGUGAACGAGGAACGUGCAGCUCCUUCUCCUGUCCCUUCCCCGCUCUCUGCUGCCCCAGCCUGGCAGGCUCGUCAUGGCCUUACCUCUAAAAAGUAUCAGAGCACUUUCGACGACCUCCUUUCUCAAGGCUAUCGCCUUACCUAUGCCAGCGGAUACACCGACAACGACAGUCCUCGAUAUGCGGGUAUCUGGAAGAAGGUAUCCACCACUGCAUGGCAAGCAACCCAUGGCCAGAGCGGCGCUCAAUUCGAUAAAACCUUCUAUAAGCUUCGGGACCAAGGCUAUCACCCCGUUGUUUUGAACGGCUACACUGUCAAUGGAGAUGACAAAUAUGUAUCUAUUUGGGAUAAAUCUAAGACUGGACCAUGGGAAGCACGGCGUGAAAUGAGCCAGGCGGGCCUCCAAAAGGUCUUCAAUGAGUUGAAGAGCAAGGGUUACCGUAUGGUUCAUGUUAGCGGAUAUGCUGUUGGCAAAGAGGCUCGAUUUGCUGGUAUUUGGGAAAAACGGGAAUCUGUCGCAUGGGAAGUUCGCGUUGGACUCACUAGUUCGCAAUACCAAACCAAGACGGAGGAAAUGAAGGCGAAGGGAUUCCGACCUGUCCAGGUCAAUGGUUAUGCCGUCAACGGAAAAACCUAUUAUGCUGCUAUCUGGGAGAAGGACAACAGUGUCGCCUGGCAGGCAAGACACGGCUUGACUUCCAAGAGAUAUCAGGAGGAGUUUGAUAAGCUGAACAAGCAGGGAUAUACGCCCACCGUUGUCAGCGGCUAUCCUUCCGGAGACUCGGUGAGAUACGCGGCUAUCUGGGAGAAGAAAUGAGAGCUAUAAAGACCAACAGGGAUGAAGAUAUUUAAUUACUCUCCAACUUACAUUGAUGAAUGGCGGUAUACGGCAGCAGGCUGUAAAUAUUUUCCAACCAAGCACUUUGUGCAAAUAUAUUAUUUUGGCAAUUGCAUCUGUUUGCUCUCU
Coccidioides immitis RS is the source of this 1388-nucleotide messenger RNA. RefSeq lists its product as uncharacterized. The record is from RefSeq and is a predicted model, not a curated record. Bases 357 to 1238 code for a protein of 293 amino acids. NCBI's taxonomy places the organism in Eukaryota, Fungi, Ascomycota, Eurotiomycetes, Onygenales, Onygenaceae. The transcript has 2 exons.